Molecule: messenger RNA, 527 nt
Organism: Daktulosphaira vitifoliae (grape phylloxera)
Lineage: Eukaryota; Metazoa; Arthropoda; Insecta; Hemiptera; Phylloxeridae
Exons: 2
Source: RefSeq, a predicted model, not a curated record
GAAACGAAAUAAGGCUAAGAAACAAAGAUAUUCUUCACCUGGCCUACCUCCACCACCUUCAUGUGAUCAUUCUGCUACAGAGGCUUUUAAGUGUACCAAAGUGAGUUACCAGGAUGUACGGCGAAUGCACCAGAAGUUUUAUGAAAACCCAAACAGAGAAGCCCAACAGAAUUUCAUCCUCAGAUAUGUCACAGUAAGUCAACCCGCACAGGAGAGGUCAAGAAGUAGAGAUGAAUCAAGCCGGAAUAGAAAGGUAACAACAAAGUAUUACAUACCUGUAUUAAAGUGUGGCCGACCAGAACUAGUUCCAGUAUGUAAAAAACUCUUUGUGAACAUCCUUAGUGUAUCAAGAGAUAGAAUACAGUUAUUGUGUAAAAAAUUUCUUGAAUUUGGGAAUGCACCCAAGGACGAACGUGGAGGGGACACUAGAUCAUUAAAAUAUGCAGACCAAAAACAGGCUGUAAAGGCUUUUAUAGAAUCCCUACAAGUUUUAGAAAGCCACUACUGUCGGCGAAAGAAUAUUACGC